UAUAGCUCCAAUUGAGCUGUAAAUAUGCUGAAAAUAUAACAAUUAAAUUGAUUAUUACAAUUAUCUGUAUGUACAUAGAAUUAAAUGCCUCUGGUAUGGGUCUCUUUCUAUAGGUUCAUUGAGCUCAAGUGAGAAUAAAGGUGCUUGGUCUGUUAAGGUUUUAAAAGUACUUGUGUACAAGGCAGCGCAAAUUGGUGGUUUUGAAUUUGUCAAAACUGUCUUCAGUACUUCUGCUGGAAAAAUAGUAUUUUCCAAUUACAAGGACAGUGCUACAUUACCAGAGGAUGCUGCCAGAGCUAAUGGACAUACAACCUUGGCUGAUUACCUUCAAGGCUUGAACACCAGGUUGUCAAAAGAAAGCAGCAAUGAUACAGGGACUGAAAACAUUGAUUGGUUGGAACUGAAGCAUGCUGUAGAUAAGGAGCAGAGUCUGCCUUGCACUGAUGAUGCACAGAUGUUGAAGAAUUGUCAACCUUCAAGUCUUCAAAGUGAUCAUGAUGGAAGUGACUACUUAGCAGAUGAUGAAAUGUCAGCUUGUUCAUCACCAUCUCACAGUAAAUUGUCUGAUACAGAACAUGAAGACCAUAGUCAAGAUACAAUAACUUACAGGGGUUUGAAGAAGGUAAAUGAAGAGAAUCAUCCAGUGGAAAACGAUGAUCUGUCUUUGUUCCCUUUGCACCUUGUUGGAAACCAACUUGAAGUCAUUCCUUCUAUCAAGGCUGAAAAUGGUGCAAAUGAGCACAAACAGCUAGACUCUGGAGAGGUGGAGUCACACAGCAGUGAAGAUGACAUGAAUGAAAAUGAGUAUGAAUGUGCCAGUUUUAAAACUGAUCAACAUGGUCUCAAUCAGAUUGAAAGUGAGAUCAUCGCCUCAACACAUAUUGAAGCUAUGCAAUAUCAAUUAUGGAAAUCAGAAGCUCGUCUUGAUGUGAUGGAAGCCAGAAAAGAAAUGAUUCCCUCCCUAAAAAGAUGCAGAGAAAUCAGAGGGAAAUCAGAAGCUCUUCUUGAUGUGAUGGAAGGCAGAAAAGAAUUGAUUCCCUUGGACGAAAGAUGGACAGAAGCGAACGGUAUGUUUGUUACUUAGAGGUCAAUUUUCUUUGCAAGUGAUACCUAACUAAUGAGAUAAGCAUGGAAUCACAGACCAUGUAUACACCUGUAUUACACCCCUAACAAUGAAGUAAGUUUUUAACCUAUAGGUCGACUUUAUUUGCAAGUGAGAUAAGCAUGGAAUCGCAGACCAUUCAUACACCUGUGUUGCACCUCAAGCAGUACUAGAAAGAAAAGGAGAUAUACACUCUGUUAAUAUGGUAACAUGGUAAAUGAAACUUCCAUUAUUGUGAGCUUUAGCCCUUCUUCAAAGCCAGAAGUGGGUUGAAGAGAUUCAGAAGGGGAUUACUAGCAAUUUUAUUACUAUAGUAGUCUUUCUUUUUAUGCCAUUGGCAAGCACAAGGUCAUAACAAAACAUUGCUGUCGACAUAUGCAAUCUCUUUUGCAGUCUUCGUUUUGCCUUUUUCUUUAUUACUUCUUAUUCUGUAGUGUAAGUGGCUUAUCAAUUAUGAGUUUGUUGGUUAAUGGUUCAAGGAAAUACACUUCUUGACGCUGUCGUUGGCCACUUGCUUAAUUGGAUGGCGUUAUCUCGAAAACAAGAUUCCGAGAGAGUUCAUU
Messenger RNA from Orbicella faveolata, 1665 nucleotides. RefSeq lists its product as uncharacterized. NCBI's taxonomy places the organism in Eukaryota, Metazoa, Cnidaria, Anthozoa, Scleractinia, Merulinidae. The record is from RefSeq and is a predicted model, not a curated record.